Messenger RNA from Staurois parvus, 356 nucleotides. Lineage: Eukaryota; Metazoa; Chordata; Amphibia; Anura; Ranidae. The record is from the annotation of a GenBank genome assembly.
CUGCUGGGCACUGGUGGGCGCACUGCUGGGCACAGGUGGGCAGAGCUGGUGGGUGGCACUGCUGGGCACAGUUGGGUGACACUGCUGGGCACAGGUGGGCGGAGCUGUGUGGGUGGCACUGCUGGGCACAGGUGGGUGGCACUGCUGGGCACAGGUGGGUGGAGCUGGUGGGUGGCACUGCUGGGCACCGAUCAUCAGGGCACUGAUCAUCAGUGCCCUGAACCGCUGGUUCUUGGCAGUACUUUCCUCACGAUCUGACAGCGUGAGGAAAGUGCAGCUGAGAACUGGCAAUUGCAUUUCCCGGUGAUCUGCGUGUCAUUGGACACGGCUGAUCACGUGGUAAAAGACCGCUGUGA